AUGCUUGAUAAGUUCAUGAUGAUGGGUGAGCGUUCUAUUGAUGUUAACGAUAAAGUCCCUCUUAUGACUCAGUACAUUACAACGCCCCAGCUCACGCCUAAUAAUAUGCCCACCGCUGGCGAAACUUGGCGUUAUUUGGCACGUUAUCAGUGGAUGAAUAACUUUAAGCGUAUCUUUGCGCAGAAAGGUCGUAACACUGAAUUUGGACGUUAUGAAGAAGGUCUGUGGUUCAGUAAUUCCGAAAUGACAGAAAAUCUUUAUGAUGAGUUUAUUAUUCAUAAACCGCUAUGCAUGGACUAUAAUGCCCACAUGAAGGCUAUUGAAGACUCCUUCGAACGGACGAUGAAGGCUGGUGUUAACUACUUUCUCAAUAAGAAUCAGUUUGAGCGUGAGCAAAAGGCUUGGCGUUCUAAUCAGUUGUUUUUGAAUGAUCUUGCACAGAAGAAUCAACGCCAUGCAGCCGAGAAUGUUGUAGAAGGUUAUGAAAUGGCUGGUCUUUCCCCUGCGCUUGCCGUUAAUGGCGAUUUCAGCCCCGCUCAGCCCCGACUAAGGCACAAAACCGAAUUGACUGAAGAAAUGACACGUAAGGCAGCAGCUGAAGCGGAUAUUACUGAGCGUGAAUCCGGUCGUAUGACUGACGAAGACAUCCAGGUUACAAAGUCUUAUCGUGCAACGAUUGAACGUCUUUAUAAUGAGUCUAAGGAUCCGGAUAUACGUGCGAUUUAUGCUGCUGAACUUGAAGCCCUGGGACGAUUCGUCUAA
Molecule: messenger RNA, 762 nt
Organism: Cylicocyclus nassatus
Lineage: Eukaryota; Metazoa; Nematoda; Chromadorea; Rhabditida; Strongylidae
Source: the annotation of a GenBank genome assembly